AGACAACGAUCCUAUCCUAUACCUCCUCCUACCCGUAUACCGAACUCCUAAGCUCUACCAAUCCCCCUUGUUUCCGCCCUCGUUGACGAAUUCGACAACUCGCCCACCAUGGCCGCCAUCACCAUCCCCGAGUCCGGCUUCCUCCUGGAGAGCUCGGCAAACUCGAGCGAUUACCUCCCGUUACAAGCCUUCGGCAUCACGUUGAGCGAUAGCGUAAUUGAGGACAUGAUAAAAUGUGUACAGGAGGGCCAGGAGAUAGAAUUGACUCUCGGCAGUAGCCCUGUAAGUUUGACUUCGUCUCCCCCUUCCGGCCCCCCUCUUGUUGCUACGCAAACCUACGUCGUUAUAAGCUCCACCUGCCUACCUCUUGUCGGCAGUCAACGAAUCUGCCAUAUAUAGUUUUCGAUUGUCUGGUGGAUGGUAAAGAUUCGAGUCACCGGGUUAGGUUAACAAGACCUACCUGUCGCCUGGCAACGGGCGCACAGAAGAGAGGGAGGGAAGAAAAAAAAAAGAACCCGAGUA
This is a messenger RNA of Durotheca rogersii, 522 nucleotides long. RefSeq lists its product as uncharacterized. The transcript is spliced from 2 exons. NCBI's taxonomy places the organism in Eukaryota, Fungi, Ascomycota, Sordariomycetes, Xylariales, Xylariaceae. The record is from RefSeq and is a predicted model, not a curated record. The coding region runs from base 109 to 399 and encodes 96 amino acids.